AUGCUAAUUAAAUAUGCUCAAGAGUACUCACCUAAAACCGAAUACCAAGGAGGAGCUAUGCUAAUUAAAUAUGCUCAAGAGUACUCACCUAAAACCGAAUACCAAGGAGGAACUGGCUUUGUCGGCUGGACAUCGGAAGGACCUGGGUUUUAUCAUGCUUUUGAUAUUUUUCUAGUUAUCAAAAUCUCUCUAGCUUAUAUAUUUAUAUAUUCAAUUCAUUAUAGAGAUUCCUUCAUGUGCAGUGCUAUAAUUAAUCAACCCAAAAUGUCCACUGCAUUAUCCAUUAUAUUUUAUAUGUGUCAUGAAAUAUUGAUUGGAUUAAUGGUAACACCAUUGAUGGUGGUGUCAGUUAGAUUACUACUAUUGUAUUUGAGCCGUCCAUUAAUACCACCAGCCAGCUGGAUUGGUAACAGAACAAGUUCAAGAGUAGCUAUGUGA
Theileria annulata is the source of this 438-nucleotide messenger RNA. Its product is annotated as Tpr-related protein family member, putative. The coding region runs from base 1 to 438 and encodes 145 amino acids. Lineage: Eukaryota; Apicomplexa; Aconoidasida; Piroplasmida; Theileriidae. The transcript has a single exon. The record is from RefSeq and is a predicted model, not a curated record.